Toxotes jaculatrix (banded archerfish) is the source of this 5526-nucleotide messenger RNA. RefSeq names its product desmoglein-2-like. Gene Ontology annotation, biological process: homophilic cell-cell adhesion. Gene Ontology annotation, molecular function: calcium ion binding. Lineage: Eukaryota; Metazoa; Chordata; Actinopteri; Toxotidae. The transcript has 14 exons. The coding region runs from base 79 to 3543 and encodes 1154 amino acids. The record is from RefSeq and is a predicted model, not a curated record. Gene Ontology annotation, cellular component: desmosome; plasma membrane.
CAGCUAACAGUCAGCCAGGAACUCUCGCCUGGACUCUAUCGGUUCACUUGGUACAGAUAGCAGGACAUUUCUCCAAAAAUGAUUUGGGUUUAUUUGCCUGUGUUUGUGCUUCUGUUGUUCAUGCUCCAGGCUGCAGCUGUGGUGAGGGCCAACUCUGGAGGCAGUCUGGUGAGAAACAGAAGAAACUGGAUUCCCCCACCAAAAGAACUGAUGGAAAAUGUAGACUACACUCAACAGGAAUCUGUUGCCAGGAUUCAUACAGACUUUGAUAAUGGCCGAGGGAAUAUUCACUACUCCCUGGAAGGCGUUGGUGCAACUGAAUAUCCCUUCAAUGUGUUUAAAGUCGACCUUCGAACUGGAAAAAUCCGUGUGACCAAAGUGUUUGACAGGGAGUUCAUUGACACAUACAAUGUGUCAGGUGUUGCCAGAUACAACAAUGGCACGCUGGCAGAAAAAAACAUUGUCAUACGGUUCAAGAUUGGAGAUCAGAAUGACAACGCUCCAGAGUUUGGAGUCAUCAAGAAUGGGGAGGUAGAUGAGCUCAGUCCUCCAGGGACGUCUGUUAUGAAAGUCACUGCAACUGAUGCUGAUGAACCAGGGAAUAAGAACUCUCAGAUCGCCUAUUCUAUCAUAGAUCAGAGCCCACCCCACGACAUGUUCUCCAUUACCAAUGAUGGGACCAUCUACGUCAAAAGGCCUGAUCUGGACAGGGAGAGAGCAGAUCAGUAUGUUCUAACACUGAAAGGUCAAGACCUAAAUGGCGAAGCAGGGGGAAAGAGUGGAACUGGAACUGUUACCAUUAUGGUCCGAGAUGUGAAUGACAACCUUCCCACUCUGAAAAAAGAGGCGUAUGAAGGCAGCAUUGAGGAGAACACACAGGGUGUGGAGGUCAUGAGAAUCAAAGCAGAGGACCUGGACCUGAAGGAUACUGACAACUGGGAAGCUGUGUUUGAUAUUGUCAAAGGCAACGAGGCCGGGUACUUCAGCAUUACAACAGACCCCAAAACAAACGAGGGCAUCCUAAUGCUCGACAAGGCUGUGGAUUAUGAGGAUGUGAAGGACCUUGAAUUAGGACUAGCUGUGAGAAACAAGGCUUCGCCAUUUCAUACUUCGGGGGCAAAUCCCGAAGCUGGUAUCAGUAUCACAGGGGCAAGUGGAGCAGGAGGUGCAGGGGGGGCAGGUGGAGCAGGAGGUGCAGGGGGGGCAGGUGGAGCAGGUGGAGCAGGUGGAGUAGGAGGUGCAGGGGGAGGGGGGGCAGGUGGAACAGGAAUAGCAGGGGGAACAACUGGUGCAAGUGCUGCUAGUGGGCCUGGAGGAUCAUCGUGGCAAAGUGGGACCACAUUUAAAACCUAUCCAAUCAAAAUCAACGUGAAGAACCAGCCUGAGGGGCCACGUUUUGACCCUAAGGUCAAAGCUAUUCCCAUCUCAGAGGGAGGCCACUCUGUCAACAUUAAAGAUGUCAUUGCUCGCUACCCUGCAAUAGAUGGAGACACUGGGAAACCAGCUGAGAAUGUCAAGUAUGCCAAGGGCUUAGACCCUGACAACUGGCUGACCAUCGACCCAGAGACAGCAGAGAUCAGAUUGAACAAGAUGCCUGACAGAGAAUCUCCAAUGCUGGUCAAUGGAACAUAUUUUGCUAAAGUGCUCUGCAUUUCAGAAGACACACCCACUAAAACGGCCACCGGCACCAUAGCCAUCCAGGUGGAAGAUUUUAAUGACCACUGCCCCACCCUGACCAGUAACAUCCAGACUUUGUGUACCACGGACGAAUCCAUUAUUGUGAACGCUAUAGAUGAAGAUGCAUUCCCCAAUGGACCUCCUUUUGACUUUGCCAUUGUCCAAGAAGGCACCCAGGGCAAGUGGAAGGUGGAACAUCUCAAUGACACUGCUGCUAUCCUGAGAGCUCAGGAAUCCUUGUGGCCUGGUCUCUAUGAGGUGGAAUUUGUGGUGAAAGAUGAGCAGGGAGAAGCCUGUCCACAACCACAGAAAGUGAGAGUCCAAGUUUGUACCUGUGCGGAUGGAGUUGUGUGUGGAGAACGAGGUGCCAAUGGUCAGACCAGAAAAGGAGCAGAGUUAGGGCCUGCCGGCAUCGGACUGUUAUUCCUGGGCCUGCUGCUGUUAGCACUCAUUCCUCUGUUGAUGCUCUUCUGCCAGUGUGGGGGGAUUGGUCUGCCUGGCGGCUUUACUGAGAUGCCUUUCGACACUAAGUCACACCUCAUCAACUACCACACUGAGGGGCAGGGUGAGAACACGGAGGUGCCUCUGAUGAACAUACCAGCACAAAUGGAUGAAGAUAUCAUCACCAUGGAUAUGGGAAUGGCUAAAAAAGCAGCAAUGGGGCACUCAGUCACUUCCAUGGAUGGGAUGAACAGGGCCAUCUAUCAAGAAGGUUUUGCAAGUGACCAUAGAGAUGAAACAUGGGGGGUUCUGAACGAGGCAAGCGGCAGUGGCUUCUACUCUGAGUUUGAAGGCAGAGAGUCAAGAGGAGGUGGAGGAAUUUAUGAAGGUAUGGCGCUGCCUGACUACUUCCUGGGACAGUACUACACUCAGAAGCUGACCAAUGGAAACCAAAACCUUGGGGUGAAGGACGGUCUGUUGGUUUAUGAUUAUGAGGGUCAGGGCUCCACUGCUGGCUCAGUAGGCUGCUGCAGCUUCCUGGAGUCUGACAGUGAUCUGCAGUUUCUCAAUGACCUCGGACCAAAGUUUAAGACACUGGCUGAGGUGUGCAGUGGCAAGACAAUUCCAUCUGAAGUCAAACAAGUUUUCACUCCUCUGCCCAGUGCCUCCAUCAACACUCAGACCUCAGUAUCAAGUUUGGUGACUGUCCCACAAGUGCAAUCUCCAGCCAAGUUGCAGCCAGCCAUCUCUGAAAUGGAGCAGACUGUGGUCAGGGAGACAUCUGAGCGUUCUCAAAUGGUGAAGGAAAGCACAGCCAUGGUGAGUGGCGAGAUUGCAAAUCAAGGGCAGAUGUUCCUGCUACAGCAGCAGCAGCCUGUGUACUACACCACCACCCCUGUGCUGCAGCCAAUGCACUACGUAGUCCAGCCACAGGUUCAGAACACCAUGCUGUUGGCUGAGGCACCGGCCACCAACCUGCAGGGCAUGACACUGUUUAGCGGCACCCAGACUGGACCUGCACAAGGCAUGGUUAUUCAAGGGCAGACAGUGAUUUCUAGCAGCGGACAAUCCCAGGGCCCCAGCAUGGUGCUGGUGGAGAGGAGCGGGGUCCAGGGCGACAGUACCAAUCUGAGCCAAGCUAGAAAUCUCUCUGGUUCCCAGACCAUAAUGGUCAUGGAAGGCAAGGUCCCUAUAGGGUCAAUGAAUGUCCUGCAAGGGAGCCAGACCUGCCUCAUGCAGGGGGUUACCCUACACCCAGGGGGGCAUUCGCAAUCUCAGAAAGUCCUGGUGGUUGGAGGUCCAAUAAGCAGUGGAGGGCAGCAGAUCCAGAAGGGAGGAGGUCUGACCAAGAAGAGUAACAGCUCUGGUUCUCAGAAAGUUCUCUCCAGCCAGAGCAGUGUGAUGGCUUCCUCUACCACCAAAUAAAGAGCCAACCCCCACAAGGUCAUAGUGCAGGAGACCAAAGAAAUUCUCUGAAGUGUGAUGGAACAAAAGACACCUUUUAAAGCAGUUUUCUUAUUUUUUUUUUCACAUAAUGAUCAUUAUAUGACACAAAAUAAGCCUAUAGUCUGAUUCUAUAGAAUGCUGGACAACUUGAAGCACUGAGUGAAUCAGUUUGUAUCAAAGUGACAGCAAAUGUCAAAAUAAUACCUCGAAGUUAUGUGGCCCUCUGUGUCCAUGGUUUUGAUGCAGACUGAAAUAUGAUCAUUUACUGAGAUGUAAAGGCGGUGAUGUGCAACUGCAGGUCAUUUGGGUCAAUAUUCUGCCGGAUUUCAUGGUGCCUGCAAGUUAAUUUAAGUCAACAAAACAGUGGUAGCCAAAAUUUGGACUAUAAUGCUAUCACAAAUUACAUUAUAUUACAGGAUAUACUAUCACACCAUAGAUGUUAUUCAAUUCAUAUAUUUUUAUAUUCAUAUAUUAAUAUAAUACAUAAAAUAGUUAAUUCCACUGUAUACAGAAUGUUGCAUGCAAGUCUGCACAGUAUUUUCAGGGUUGGUGUGGCCUGAGGUGGUGGGGUGGUAGGGUGCAAUGAAAUAACUUUUCAAAGUCCCUGGCGGCAGCCCUUGGUGGAGGGUGUGCUACAACAUUUUGAGCAGGAAUGAAACGACAUGUGCCUGCAAGUUCAUACUACAGCUUCUGCUUGUCACUAACAUGAACUUAAACAACCUCUGUCAGAGCACAAUCUUUCAGAGAGGCCACUACUAAACUUGGAUUUUUGAUUUAACAAAAAUGACACCCCAGAUAUAUUCACCUUCCUCAUAACCUUCUUCAGAAUCCUCAGAAUUGUCCAGUACUUUGGUUUAUGACCAAAUAUCGUGACAUUGCCAUCAGUCUCUGCUGUAUUUUGCAUUUACUGCAGUAGCUAAUCUAAGUUAGUAUGCUAAUGAUAAACUCUGUUGUAAUAUAAUGGCUAUUAGUUUAGUGUUGGUGUUCAGGCUUGUUCCUACAUGUAACUCCACCAUUUAGCAGUCUGUGACUUACAGAGAUAUCUAUCUUUUGUGCAGAAAUAGUGUGUUUCACUGUUUUUUCUGUUUGUGAAGAAAAGAUUUCUUUUGAUUUUAAGUGAUGUGUUUGUUAGUGUAACUACUCUUAUCCGGAUGUUUUCUUGACAAAAACAUACAAAGACUUGUACGCUUGGGAUGUUUCGGAUGAUCAUGUGGUUCAAAUGUGUCACCGUACACUGCAUGGAAUGUUUCUCAUUUGUUGUUUAAAUAAUACUCCUGAUCAUAGGUCGGUUAAACAGGUUGCUCAGGUUCUGUAAAUUACGCAGAUUACCAAGCACAACGAGGUGAACACCACUACAGUCUGUUUUCAUGGGGCUCUUUCUUUUUUUUUUUUUAAUCAUUGUUGCAUUUACAUGGGUAUAGUUAACCUUGUUAGCAGUUAACCAUGACUUGCUGGCUUUCUUGUUCUGGGCAGUCUCAAAGAAAAUGGUGUUUGUUUAUUUUGUUAGCAAUAAUAUUUGUAAUAAAGUGGAAGAAGUCCUAAGCAAUAAGGUAUAGGCCCACUGCUGUUCAUUUGCACUACAGCUUCUCCAGUUUCUACAUGCGCAGUCUCCCUCUUUCUUAUGUUUGUAAGUUUUGGAUCAUCUGCAGAAAAAUAAUUGAACAAAUGUUUCUUUACCAGUCAGUGUCAUUGUGUCAUGUAGUUUGUGUUUUGUUCAAAAACUUAAAAUGAUGUAAUGAAUCUAUGUUCAAACCACAUUAAACUCUAACAUUAAAAUCAGUUGAGAAAUUCAACCUUUUUCUGAACAAUUAUUAUUUUUUUUUUUUUACCUUUUCUUGUGUUGAACUACACUUUUUUUUUAUUGUGUGGACAUGUUCGUAGUUACAAUGGGGGUUCCAAUUUCUCGAGGAUGUCUAAUGGAACGCAUUUAUCUCACGCUUGCUUCCUCUAAUAAAGUCUUUU